AUGUUGGACAAAGUGGUGAGGUUUUACAAGGUGAUUGUUGGGAUGGAAUUCGAGUCCUACGAUGAUGUUUAUUUCUUCUACAACUGUUAUGCAAAACAACAUACAUGGUAUAGAAAGAGCAAGGAGAGGUACCGAGGGAAAUUGAGCUGCAGUAGCGCUGGCUUCAAGAAGAAAACCGAUGCCAACCGGCCAAGACCUGAAACUCGGACUGGCUGUCCUGCAAUGAUCAAAUUUAGGUUGAUGGAUAACAAGAGGUGGAGAAUUAUAGAAAUCGAGCUAGAGCAUAACCAUCUAACCACUCCGGCAAAUGCUAACAUUUAUAAGUCUCAUAAGAUAUCGGAUCCUGGAAGUAAGAGGCCUUUGCCAAUAAAUGGUGCCGUCCAAGUUCAAACAAUCAGGUUGUUUAGAACUGUGGUCAUUGAUGCGGAUGAUACCGAGGAAUGUGGUUUUGGGGAUACUAUUGAUCAGGGUGAUGACAAACUGAAGCUCAAACUGGGGGAUUCUCAGGCAAUGCUCAAGUUUUUCACGAGGAUGCAGUUGAAUGAUGCUAGUUUCUUUUACUCGAUGGACAUUAAUGAGAAAGGAUGUUUACGCAAUGUUUUCUGGGCUGAAGCUAGGUGUAGGGCUGCCUACAGUUAUUUUGUUGAUGUUUUAUUCGUCAAUACUACAAGUUUAACAGAAAACUACGAGGUUCCACUGGUGGUGUUUACCGGUAUCAAUCACCAUGCGCAGACUGUGCCACUAGGCUGUGGUUUGGUUUCAGUUCAGACUGUGGAGUCAUUUGUAUGGCUGUGUAGAGCAUGGCUAACAUAUAUGGUCGGACAGUCUCCUCAAACCAUCAUUACCAUCGAGUGCAAAGCCAUGCAGACUGCUGUUACCGAGGUUCAUCCUAGAGCAUCGCAUUGUCUUUCUUUGACAAACAUAAUGAAGAUGGUUUUGCAUGAAGUAGCAUGUCUGGAGGCAUGCGAGGCAAUCAGAAACGGGCUUAGUAGAGCGGUUUAUCACUCGCUGAGAUCAGAUGAAUUUGAAGCAGCUUGGGAGGACUUGGUGCAGAGCCAUGGACUUCAGAAUCACAAAUGGCUUCAAAACUUAUAUGAAGAUCGUAAGCGGUGGGUUCCAGUCUAUCUGAAAGAGAUUUUUUGUGCAGGAAUGUUUCCUGUGGAUUCACCUUUUCAAGAAUAUUUGAGGCAACAUACUUCGUUAAGAGAGUUUUUUUCGAGUUAUGAUCAAGCUCAGCAGGAUAUUCACCACAGAGAGACAUUAUCUGACAUAGCGUCCAAUAAAUCAAGUUGUCUGCUCAAGACACGAUUGUUUUUCGAGUUGCAGCUAUCAAAAUUAUACACAAAGAACAUAUUUGAACAUUUUCAACAGGAAGUGGAGGGUGUGUACUCAUGUUAUGGUUUAAGGCAGAAGAGUGUUGAGGGGUCGGUCGUAACUUUUAUAGUCAAAGAAGACGUCCAAGUUGAGGAAAACAUGAAGGAAACAAGAGAUUUUGAGGUGAUAUACAAUUCUGGUGAUGCAGUUGAGGUGCUAUGUGUGUGUGCCCUAUUCAACCUCAGGGGUUAUCUGUGCAGACAUGUCUUGUGUGUUAUCAACCAAGUCGGAUUAGACGAAAUCCCACCUCAAUAUAUCCUUGCACAGGAGCGUUACAAAGGUGGUCGAGGAAGGAAGGAAAUCACAUGA
This is a messenger RNA of Salvia splendens (bonfire salvia), 1683 nucleotides long. Its product is annotated as protein FAR1-RELATED SEQUENCE 6. The coding region runs from base 1 to 1683 and encodes 560 amino acids. The record is from RefSeq and is a predicted model, not a curated record. Gene Ontology annotation, molecular function: zinc ion binding. The transcript has a single exon. Lineage: Eukaryota; Viridiplantae; Streptophyta; Magnoliopsida; Lamiales; Lamiaceae. Gene Ontology annotation, biological process: regulation of DNA-templated transcription.